AUGUUUAAUCGUUCGCCACCAUCAGUUAGUCUUCCACCUCCAUUGCCUUUGGCACCUGUAUGUAUAGAACCAUCGGUGUGCCAUGUGUGUAACGAAACAAUGACCGAAGGCCAAGACUGUCUAAUAAUUAAUCAAUGUUAUCACAUAUAUCAUAGGCAGUGUAUUGAAUCUCAUUUGGCAGAUUCCUCAGAAUGUCCAUUAUGCAAGAGAACGUUUCAACUUUCAGAGUUACGUAAGCUAAAUAUCGUCAAUAAAAUUCUUCCAUUGACAAAAGGCAAUCCUAAAGGUAAAGGAUGGGGCGCAGUUCCAAAAACUUAUAACACUCGUAGUACAACACGCAAUCUAUUUGGUGAUUCCGAUAAUCCUACGUUAGAAAAUGUAGCAACACCUGAUCGACCUAGUCAGAAUAUUUCCGAUUCAAAUGUAUGA
Molecule: messenger RNA, 429 nt
Organism: Calliphora vicina (urban bluebottle blowfly)
Lineage: Eukaryota; Metazoa; Arthropoda; Insecta; Diptera; Calliphoridae
Exons: 1
Coding region: 1-429 (142 amino acids)
Source: RefSeq, a predicted model, not a curated record